Molecule: messenger RNA, 1404 nt
Organism: Dictyostelium discoideum AX4
Lineage: Eukaryota; Evosea; Eumycetozoa; Dictyosteliales; Dictyosteliaceae
Exons: 3
Coding region: 1-1404 (467 amino acids)
Cellular component (GO): nuclear envelope
Molecular function (GO): structural molecule activity
Source: RefSeq, a predicted model, not a curated record
AUGAGAGUAUUUCAUAGACUUUCAACAGCACAUGAUGAUUUAAUACAUGAUGUUAGUUAUGAUUUUUAUGGUAAAAGAUUAGCAACAUGCUCAUCAGAUCAAAAGAUUAAAGUUUGGGAUCAAAAUGACAAUCAAAAAUGGGAAUUAUCAGCAGAAUGGAAAGCACAUUCAGGUUCCGUUUGGAAAUUAGCAUGGGCACAUCCUGAAUAUGGUCAAGUAAUUGCAUCAUGUUCAUUUGAUAGAACAGUUUGUAUUUGGGAAGAAAGUGAAGAUGAAAAAGGUCAAAAAAAAUGGCAAUUGAAAGCCCAUCUUGUUGAUAGUAGAGAUUCAGUUACAGAUAUUAAAUUUGCACCAAAAUCAUUUGGAUUAAGAUUAGCAACAUGUUCAUCAGAUGGAUAUAUUAGAAUCUAUGAAGCUAUGGAUAUAAUGAAUUUAUCACAAUGGACAAUCGUUGAAGAAUUUGAAUCACAAAAAGGUACUAGCAAUUGUAUCUCUUGGAAUCCAAGUUCAUAUGAUAAACCAAUGAUUGCAGUUGGUUCAAAUGAACCAUAUAUAAAGAUUUGGGAGUAUAGUGAAACUGCUAGAAAAUGGCUUCAAAUAGAUACAUUAACUGCAUAUCCAAUUGGUUCAACCAUUUCAAGUAGUAAUUUAAAUAGUGGUGGUGGUAUUGGUGGUGGUAUUGGUAGUGGUAUCGGUGGUGGUAUUGGUGGUGGUAUCGGUGGUGCUGGCGGUAGUAUUGGUGGUGUCAGUGGUGUAAAUAAUAGUAGUAUGGGUAAUUUAGGUAGUGGUAUUGGAAAUAAUAUUAACAAUAGCAAUAUCAAUAAUAUCUCUGUUGGUGUUGGUAGUGGUGUUGGUGGUGGUGUUGGUAGUGGUGUUGGUGGUUCAUUAAAUAAUGGUUUAAAUAGUGCUCAAGGUAAUAGUAUAGGUAAUGGUAACAUUGGUAGUUUAAAUAAUAUCAGUGGCAAUAGUGGUGGUCUCAAUAGCAACAGUUUAAUGAGUGGUGCUAAUAGUAGCAUCAAUGUUUCAAGUGGUAAUAAUAGUAUCUACUCUAAUAAUAAUUUCGAUUCUUCUUCUGAUGGUGGUAGUAGAGCUAUACAUGAUGUUUGUUGGGCCCCAAAUAUGGGAAGAUCUUAUCAUUUAAUUGCAACAGCAUCAAAAGAUCAUAAAGUUAGAAUAUGGAAACUCAGUAGUGAUAAAUCAAAGAUGGAAUUAAAAGAGGUAAUGCGUAAGGAUGAUCAUAAAUCCGAAGUCUGGCGUGUUGAAUGGAAUAUCACUGGUACAAUCUUGGCUUCAUCCGGUGAUGAUGGUAAUGUUUGUCUUUGGAAAUGUAAUAUGAAUGGUGAAUGGAAAUUAUUCUCAUUAAUUAGUGGUGAAGAAAGCACAGAAGAUAAAUAUGACAGAUAA